Messenger RNA from Peromyscus leucopus (white-footed mouse), 7287 nucleotides. It is a transcript of the gene Grip1, whose product is annotated as glutamate receptor interacting protein 1. Gene Ontology annotation, biological process: neurotransmitter receptor transport, endosome to postsynaptic membrane. Lineage: Eukaryota; Metazoa; Chordata; Mammalia; Rodentia; Cricetidae. The record is from RefSeq and is a predicted model, not a curated record. Gene Ontology annotation, molecular function: nuclear glucocorticoid receptor binding. The coding region runs from base 2281 to 5742 and encodes 1153 amino acids. The transcript is spliced from 25 exons.
GGCUGGGCCCUUCCCCAUCAAUCACUAAGUAAGAAAAUGCCUCCCAGGCUUGCGUACAGCCUGAUCUAGUGGAGGCUUUUUUUCUCAAUUGAGGUUCCCUCAGAUGACUUUAUUUUGUGUCAAGUUGACAUCAAACUGUCCAGCACUCUCUAUGUCAAGAACAACCACAUAGAAAAGACUUGCAGUAGCUCGUAGGUAGAUGAAAUAAUCUCUAAAUUAGUAGCAAAAAUGUGCUCUAUUCACUGUCCCAACAGUGUUCAGUUGAUAAUCCCAGACAUGGAAACAGUUUUGAACCUCUUUUUCUUUUCCAUGGAGGGCUAUGCGCCCUUGUAUACAUGCUCUUUGGCUGAUUAAAGAGGCUAUGCACUGUUAUUACCACUCAUUUACCGACCUGUUAUUCAAAGUCUAGACUCCAGAGCCUCAAGAUUCUACUUAAUUAUUUUUAAUUGUUCUGGUUUGUUUUGGUUGAGGAAGCCAGGAUAAUAAGGAAAGGAUUCAGAACCUAAGGACAGUGAUUUUUGUUGUUGUUGUUUAAAGAUGUUCAUGAAACAUUUUAUAGUAUCUUUCUGUCAGCAUCAUUAAGUUUGUAUUUCUUGGCACAAACCCUCUCCUCCAGCAUACAAAAUGAGGAACCUCUAAGCACAGGGGAAUUUCAUGGAACUAUUGAAUGUAACUCCACACACUUCAGAGCUGAAAUGUUCUUGCUUGGUAAAUAUUUGACAUCCUAAAUAAAAUCGUCCCCGACGUCAUCAUGAGCAAUCUAUAUCUGAAAACAGAGUCCUGCCUCUGUGUAGGAGACGGAUUGCUCCUGAACCUAACUAACAACAUGUACUGUGAGUACGGACAGUACUCCUGGGAUGGCAGUGCAAAGUUGUUAUGCUAUUGUUAUUGAACAACCAUUAUUAAGUCAGACACAUUUCUUUAAAUUACAUUUCUGGGAACAAGGGGCUGUGGAAUAUCAUUAGUUUGCUAGGUAAUAUGCUGACAUGCAUGAUGAAUUAGACUGUGAACGAAGGGCCUGUUCCUGGUGUUAGACAUGCCCAUCCAUGUAGAGCUUUUUUGAAGAAAGCCUAGAGAGGAGAAGCUUACAUAGGAUUCAUGCUUCCCCAUGUAGUUUGUAGGGGGCUUCUGCCCUUUGGCCUCAAGUAUUUUUGAAAGAGGUUUUGUUUUUUUGUUGUUGCUUUUAAGUUGCUUGUGAUUUCUUUUAAAGAUAAGCAUAAACAAGGCAAGGACACAUUUAAAAAACCACUUCCCCCUUUAAGAAUUCAGUUUCACCUGCCCUUUAACUAGGCUUGUUUUACUGUUAGCAGCAGCGUGACAGUUCAGCCUGAGUCACACUUGAGUUCCAUGCACUCCAAGUUACAUGAUUUGUGUUUCCCUUCUCUGAAAACCAUGCAGCUUCCUUUAUUUGCUGAUUGUGGGGCGCUGUUCCUAAGCCUGGGAGAAGCUUCUCUGAGAAGCGCAUUUUAAUAUGGAGAUCAAACAGCGAUUGGAAUACAUUAAUGCCCAGUGGGGUAAACGUGUCCUUUGAAAGCAGCUGCUGAUCCUUCUCCCUGCUGCUCCAAUUAACACAUACAGCACACUCAGCCAGCAAGAGGGCUGUGCAUAUGGAUGAAACCACUUUGCAGAUCACUGAGGCGCCUUGCCAAGAGCCCAAAGAGUUAACCAGCCUUCUCUUUUCCCAAACUGUAGCUUUCUAGGAAGUUUUUCACGUGCCCCGCUGUGCUUUGAGCAAAGGAAUGCUGAUAGGUGUAGGUAGGUUUGGCUGGUGGGGAAAGCCAGGUCGUCCCUAGCUUUGGUUCAGUCCAGUGACUAGCACACUUCCCCACCACCCUGGUGAUGGAGGUGUUGGGUAGUGACAUUUCAGUGCUGGGACGCCCCUUGCUUCAGCCGAACAGCUUGAACUUUGGUUUGGUUUGGAAACAAGUUGAAGCCCACAAGCUUCGCUGUUUGCUUUCUCUUGGAUAUCUUACUUUUAUUUACCGUCUUACUUUCUUCCUCUGCCCCACCCAUCCUUAAAAAAACAAAACAAAACCAGCAAAUCUGACAGUUUCUGGGGCUAAAUGAGAAGUCUCAUCAAGGUACCCCCAUAUUGCUGUUAUGUUUUCUCCUGCUGCGGCUGAACUCUCGGCCAUGAUGGGCACAGGGAGAAAGGCUGGAGGCUAACGUGUCCCGGUCCCUGGGCUUCCUGAGGGUCAUUCAUGCUCCACCGACUUGCAGAGCAGCUGGGCUGUGCGCUCUGCUGCUGCUGGCUGCGCGGCGCAGCCCCGGGAGUCAGUCAUGGACCGCUUCCUGGGAUUCGUCAAGCAGAUUCGGAGAUCUAGGAGAAGAAAGGGGAAAAAGUACCGUCCGGAAGAGGAUUACCAAGAGGGCUAUGAGGAUGUCUAUUACUACGCUUCUGAGCAUUUUCGAAAUGAGAGUCCCUACACUAAAUCUGCCAGCCAGACAAAGCCGCCUGACGGAGCAUUGGCUGUGAGGAGACAGAGCAUCCCAGAAGAGUUCAAGGGCUCCACCGUGGUGGAGCUGAUGAAGAAGGAGGGCACCACGCUCGGGUUGACGGUAUCAGGAGGAAUCGACAAGGAUGGCAGGCCAAGAGUGUCCAACCUGCGGCAGGGAGGAAUUGCUGCCAGAAGUGACCAGCUGGAUGUGGGCGACUACAUCAAAGCCGUGAACGGAAUCAACCUGGCCAAAUUCCGCCACGACGAGAUCAUCAGCUUGCUGAAAAAUGUCGGGGAAAGAGUGGUCCUGGAGGUGGAGUAUGAGCUCCCACCAGUCUCUGUACAAGGGCCGAGUGUUAUGUUCCGAACAGUGGAGGUCACUUUGCACAAGGAAGGCAACACCUUCGGUUUUGUCAUACGAGGGGGAGCACACGAUGACAGAAAUAAGUCUCGUCCGGUUGUGAUAACCUGUGUCCGUCCCGGAGGGCCUGCUGACAGAGAGGGCACCAUUAAACCUGGAGACAGGUUGCUCAGUGUGGACGGGAUUCGGCUUCUUGGAACCACCCAUGCUGAGGCCAUGAGCAUUCUUAAGCAGUGUGGACAAGAGGCGACGCUCCUGAUAGAAUACGAUGUCUCCGUGAUGGAUUCUGUGGCAACAGCAUCCGGGCCACUACUAGUUGAAGUUGCCAAAACUCCUGGCGCCAGCCUUGGGGUUGCCCUAACUACCUCAGUGUGCUGUAACAAACAGGUCAUCGUCAUAGACAAAAUCAAAUCUGCAAGUAUUGCAGACAGAUGUGGGGCGCUACAUGUAGGCGACCAUAUCCUCUCCAUUGACGGCACGAGCAUGGAGUACUGUACGCUCGCAGAAGCAACCCAGUUCCUGGCCAACACCACCGACCAGGUCAAGCUGGAGAUCCUCCCGCACCAUCAGACCCGCCUGGCCCUGAAGGGACCUGACCACGUGAAAAUUCAAAGGAGCAGCAGACAACUUCCCUGGGAUUCCUGGGCCAGCAACCAGAGCAGCCUUCACACCAACCAUCACCAUAAUCCGUACCACCCAGACCAUUGCAGAGUGCCGGCCCUGACUUUCCCGAAAGCGCCUCCUCCAAACAGUCCUCCGGCGAUGGUGUCCUCAUCUUCUCCUACCUCCAUGAGCGCGUACAGCCUGAGUUCCCUGAACAUGGGGACCUUACCUCGAAGCCUCUACUCCACCAGCCCACGAGGAACCAUGAUGAGGAGGAGGCUGAAAAAGAAAGACUUCAAAAGCUCACUGUCUUUAGCCUCUAGCACUGUGGGAUUGGCUGGACAGGUGGUUCACACAGAAACCACGGAGGUUGUGCUGACGGCCGAUCCUGUCACGGGCUUUGGAAUCCAACUGCAGGGCAGUGUGUUUGCCACAGAGACGCUCUCCUCGCCGCCUCUGAUUUCCUAUAUUGAAGCUGACAGCCCAGCAGAGAGAUGCGGGGUGCUGCAGAUUGGAGACAGAGUCAUGGCCAUUAACGGAAUUCCGACGGAAGACAGUACCUUUGAGGAAGCCAAUCAGCUCCUUCGAGACUCUUCCAUCACAAGCAAAGUCACACUGGAAAUUGAGUUUGAUGUUGCAGAGUCUGUCAUCCCAAGUAGUGGAACAUUUCACGUAAAACUGCCUAAGAAGCACAGCGUGGAGCUCGGGAUAACCAUCAGUUCACCAUCCAGUAGAAAACCUGGGGACCCUCUGGUCAUUUCAGAUAUCAAGAAGGGCAGUGUGGCACACAGAACUGGAACGCUGGAACUUGGGGAUAAGUUGCUUGCGAUAGAUAACAUCCGGCUGGACAACUGUUCCAUGGAAGACGCAGUCCAGAUCCUCCAGCAGUGUGAAGACCUGGUGAAGCUCAAAAUCCGCAAGGAUGAAGAUAACUCAGAUGAGCAAGAAAGUUCCGGAGCGAUUAUUUAUACGGUGGAGCUGAAGCGCUAUGGGGGGCCCCUUGGCAUCACAAUUUCAGGAACUGAAGAGCCGUUUGAUCCUAUAAUCAUCUCAAGCCUCACUAAAGGGGGAUUAGCUGAAAGGACUGGAGCGAUCCACAUCGGAGAUCGAAUCCUAGCCAUCAAUAGCAGCAGCUUGAAGGGAAAGCCUCUGAGUGAAGCCAUCCACUUGCUACAGAUGGCAGGAGAGACUGUAACCCUGAAAAUUAAGAAACAGACAGAUGCCCAAUCAGCAUCAAGUCCCAAGAAGUUCCCCAUCCCCAGCCACUCGAGUGACCUGGGAGAUGGUGAAGAGGACUCCUCCCCAAUACAGAAGCCUGGCAAGCUCUCCGAUGUGUACCCCUCCACGGUGCCCAGCGUGGACAGUGCUGUGGACUCCUGGGAUGGGUCUGGAAUUGAUGCCAGCUAUGGGAGUCAAGGCUCCACUUUUCAGACUUCAGGAUACAAUUUCAACACCUAUGAUUGGAGGAGUCCAAAACAAAGAGGCAGCCUGUCCCCGGUCCCCAAGCCUCGAAGCCAGACUUAUCCAGACGUGGGGCUGAGUAAUGAAGACUGGGAUCGGUCCACAGCCAGCGGCUUCGCAGGGGCCUCUGACAGCGCAGAGGCUGAACAAGAGGAAAACUUCUGGUCUCAAGCACUGGAGGACCUGGAGACCUGCGGCCAGUCGGGGAUCCUGAGAGAGCUUGAGGAGAAAGCUGACAGGCGUGUGUCAUUGAGAAACAUGACUCUCUUGGCCACAAUCAUGUCGGGGAGCACCAUGAGUUUGAAUCAUGAGGCUCCAACGGCCCGCAGUCAGCUGGGGCGGCAGGCCAGCUUCCAGGAGCGGAGCAGUUCACGGCCACACUACAGCCAAACAACUCGCAGUAACACCCUGCCCUCAGACGUGGGCAGGAAGUCGGUAACCCUGAGGAAAAUGAAGCAAGAAAUAAAGGAGAUCAUGUCCCCAACUCCCGUGGAGCUUCACAAGGUGACCUUAUACAAGGACUCUGGCAUGGAAGACUUCGGGUUCAGUGUGGCAGACGGCCUGCUGGAGAAAGGAGUGUAUGUCAAAAAUAUCCGCCCAGCCGGGCCAGGGGAUCUCGGCGGCUUGAAGCCCUAUGACAGGCUCUUACAGGUUAACCACGUCCGGACCAGGGAUUUUGACUGCUGUCUGGUAGUGCCGCUCAUAGCCGAAUCUGGCAACAAGCUGGACCUGGUCAUUAGCAGAAACCCACUGGCCUCCCAGAAGUCAAUAGAGCAGCAGGCUCUGCCAGGAGACUGGAGCGAACAGAACAGCGCUUUCUUCCAACAGCCCAGCCACGGUGGUAAUCUAGAGACACGAGAACCCACUAACACAUUAUAGCAGCACUUUUUAUAAAGCGGGACAAAAAGACAAUAUCUACAUGGUGCUAAAAAAAAUCCCUUUAAGAUUUCUGUGACGGCCAAAGCACAGAGAAUCACGUGGCAUUAACCGCAAGCACAGAGGUCUUUUAAAUCUCCUCCCUCACGGCUCAUGUUCACACCCCUUCCCAACCUGAAGAGGUUUCUUUGACAAGGACCGCUACCGUUAAGUGGCAGGUCAUUCUCUGCCAGGCCCAAUGGUAGAAAGCAGCCCACCCCUUCCCACAAGUAAGAUCAGAGGAAACUCUUUACCAUUCACCUUACUUUUUACAAAGAGAAACAUCCGCUGGACAAUAUUCUCUAUGAUAAUUUCCUUAAUGAAAUAAGUUCCUCACUAUGAAGUCAUUAACGUAAGAACAGAAGCAACCUGGAUUUCCAUAAAGCCGGCCCUGCCCGGGGAGCUGGGAUGGGUGAACUGCCAGGCCUGCCGGAGGGGGAGGGGCACAGGUAUAGCAUUAGGUGUUCUUAAACGGUUUCAGCAACAAUGCACGUAGGAGAUCAUAAUAGGUGGGGGUAAACGUUUUGCCCAAAUAUAGGAAUGAUUUUAACUAAGAUGUAUGCUAUUCCCUAUGCAACAGAUGAUCAAACAGGAUAUGUCUUGUGACCUGUUUUUUUUUUUUUUUUUCCCCCUUAAGGACACAUUUUUUUUUUUAAAUAGCUGAACAUCUCUGAUAAUGAAUUAGAGUGUGUAGUAACACUGAGAAUUAGUGAUAUGAUCCUAUUUUUUAAAAUCCAAGACUAAAGAAUUUAAGAAUGAAGAGUUUAAUGACAUGAGAUUCACUUUAUGGGUAGGCAAAUAGAAACUCCUCUCGCUCAGCUGUCUGCAGAUAAGUCCCCGGAGGGGCACACGGCACAUGUACGGAAUGACACGCGGCUCCCUUCGGUUGUGAGCUGUGCCACUUGCUGAACUUGUAAAUACAUUUUUCACAAAACUCAUUGCCAGUCACCACCCCCCCAAAGCAAUAAGACACCUGUGACAGACGGUUGCUUUAAAGUUUGUGGGCAACUGUUUUCAUUUGUUCAGAUAUUUUGAAUAGCUACACUAAUAACUGUUAUUUGGUAAAUACUUAAAAAAAAAAACAAAAAUAUAGAGCUGUAUAUUGAUGGUAGAAUGUCAAAACUAUUAUUUUCCAAACCUGUUCAUUUUGGUCACUAGUACACCCGCACAGGCAAACCAUUCAAACACUGUGUCCUUUGUUUAAGGGAAAUAAACGAUUCAUCUUUUUCUGUGCAAAGAAAUAUAUGAUUUCAAACACAUUUCAGAACUGCCAGGGCAAGAAAGUAUAGAACAGAAUCCUAUUAAGGAAAAAAAAAUAAUAAAAUGAUCAUGAGUCACUUAAAUAUGUAUUUUUGUUUGUAACAAACAAGUAUUAAACUGUAAAGUAUUUUUGUACAAAUUUAAUACUUUAAUAGCAUGGUAUUUAUCGUCUAUGUAUGGUUUUGGGGAAUUCAAAAUUGUUGCAAAUAUUUGUAUGGAAAAAAAAAACCCUCUACCAAAUGGAAUAAA